CAAUGGUGCCUAGGCUACGUUACCCACAAUGCCGCCCGUGGGCCCGCCCACACGGCCUGGUUUCCACACCUGGUUUGAGGUCUUCGGCCCCGGCUCUGGCGUCUCGGGUUGCAGAGCCUGAGGCCGGCAGUCCCACUCCCGCCGAGACCCGUCUCUCCGGUCCUGCCCCGAACUGCCCACGGCCCGCAGGGCUUCCAGUGAGUGCUGGGGUCGCGAAGACGCGGGUCCCGGCCGAAGCUUCGAUUUCGCGGCCCGCGCCAGCGCCGGGGUCUGUGCCGCGGACUCGGGCACUGCUCACCCUCCACCUGAGGGGGCCCUGAAAAAAACGCUCUUCCUGUGUCUGGCCAGAGGUAUAUAGAGAGACAGGUUCGACUCUAAGGCCUGAAAAGGAACAAGGCCCACCGGAAGCAAUGGCCACCGUCCCUGACCUCCAGCCCCUGCCAACCUUGGAGCAGGACUUGGAACAGGAUGAGAUCCUGAUUGUGAAGGUGGAGGAGGACUUCUGCUUGGAAGAGGAGCCCUCCGUGGAGUCGGAGGACCCCAGCCCUGAGACUUUCCGCCAGCUCUUCCGGCUCUUCUGCUACCAGGAGGUGGCUGGGCCCCGGGAGGCCCUGAGCCGCCUCUGGGAGCUGUGCUGCCGCUGGCUGCGGCCGGAGCUGCGCACUAAGGAGCAGAUCCUGGAGCUGCUGGUGCUGGAGCAGUUCCUGACUGUGCUGCCAGGGGAGAUCCAGGCUCGAGUGCGUGAGCAGCAGCCGGAGAGUGGUGAGGAGGCCGUGGUCCUCGUGGAAGGGCUGCAGCGGGAGCCCAGGAAACACAGGCAGCGGGGCUCAGAGCUGCUUUUUGAUGACGAGGUGCCCCUCAGAAUGGAGGGACAGUCCUUAAAACGCCAGGCAGAGGCUCAGCCAGAGGAUCUGUCCCUGGAGGAAGAGGCUCGAUGCCCCAGCCAGCAGCCCCCAGCCCAGCUGAGCCACAGGCCACAGAGGGGCCCACUGUUGUGGCCAGAGAGGGGCCCUCCGGCCCCCCGGCAUCAGGAGAUGGCGUCAGCCUCGCCCUUCCUUUCGGCCUGGUCCCAGGCGCCCGUGAACUUGGAGGACAUGGCUGUAUACCUUUCUGGGGAGGAGCCAGGAUGCCUGGACCCAGCUGAGCGGGACGUGCCGCUGGAGAAUGAAGGACUUGGGAUCCAGUUAGAGGACGGCGGUGAUGGCAGGGAGGAUGCCCCAGUGAGAAUGGAGUGGUACCGAGUGCUGUCAGCGCGAUGCCAGGGGCCUGGCCACCCACUCCCAGGUCAGAGGCCAGCCCCAGUCAGGGGCUUGGUCAGGCCUGAGCAGCCAAGAGGCGGCCCCCCACCAGGAAGAGGGGCUUCCCAUGGGACUGACAAGCCAUACACCUGCCCCGAAUGUGGCAAAGGCUUCAGCAAGACGUCUCACUUGACCAAGCACCAGCGCACACACACGGGCGAGCGGCCUUACAAGUGCCUGGUCUGUGGGAAGGGCUUUAGCGACCGCUCCAACUUCAGCACGCACCAGAGGGUGCACACGGGCGAGAAGCCCUACCCAUGCCCCGAGUGCGGGAAGCGCUUCAGCCAGAGCUCCAGCCUGGUCAUCCACCGCAGGACGCACAGCGGGGAGCGGCCCUAUGCCUGCACCCAGUGCGGGAAGCGCUUCAACAACAGCUCCCACUUCAGCGCGCACCGCCGGACGCACACAGGUGAGAAGCCCUACACCUGCCCGGCCUGUGGCAGGGGCUUCCGCCGGGGCACCGACCUGCACAAGCACCAGCGGACCCAUACGAGGGCAGGCUCUUUGCUGACGCUCCAGCCGGUGGCUCCUGGAGGCCCCGGGGCCAAGGCCUGAUCACCAUGCCUGAAACUCCCUUUCCCAGACUCUCGUCCCUGGGCACAGCAUUCAGGAAGCUGCCAGAGAGCCUGGUCCAGAAGCAUUGCCAGCUGCCUGUUUCCUUCCAUGGCCCAGUGUGAGGCCAUCAGGGGACAUUUGGGAUGCCCGGGCCGUGGAGGAAGCUGGGCACUGGGUGCAGAGCAAGGGCAAGGACAGGCUCUGUUGAGUGUCCAGUGGCAGCCAGAACAGGCGACACAGAGCAGGGGCUUCAGCCACAGAGACGCACUCAGGAGGCCAGAAGCCCACACCCAAGGUGUUCCUGAAGGGCCCGGGAGGGUCCAUCAGCUGCCUCCAGCAUCCAGUGGCUGCUGGUGUACAGCCUCAUCACCGCGUCCCUACCCCUCCCCUGUGUGUCUGUGACCCUGUGUGCCAUCUCUGUGUGUCCCUCCCCACCCACCCGACGUCCCCCGCCUUUUUUUUUUUUUUGAGACAGGGCCUUGCUCUGUCCCCCAGGCAGGAGUACAGUGCCAUGAUCAUAGCUCACUGCAGCCUCGAACCCCUGGUCUCAAGCGAUCUUCCUGCCUCAGCCUCCUGAGUAGCUGGGGUUGCAGGUGUGCGCUGCCAUGCCCAGUCUCUUUUUUGGUAGGGCCACCACUUCCUGGGUUUAGGGUCCCCCAAUCCACUGUGACCUCAUCUUAACUAAUUAAAUAGUCAAAACCCGUGUUUCCAAA
Molecule: messenger RNA, 2566 nt
Organism: Chlorocebus sabaeus (green monkey)
Lineage: Eukaryota; Metazoa; Chordata; Mammalia; Primates; Cercopithecidae
Gene: ZNF500
Product: zinc finger protein 500
Biological process (GO): regulation of DNA-templated transcription
Cellular component (GO): nucleus
Source: RefSeq, a predicted model, not a curated record